Messenger RNA from Closterium sp. NIES-67, 1612 nucleotides. The record is from the annotation of a GenBank genome assembly. NCBI's taxonomy places the organism in Eukaryota, Viridiplantae, Streptophyta, Zygnematophyceae, Desmidiales, Closteriaceae.
GAUGGUCUUGUGUUGACCCACCUCUAAGGCCGACGAAGGCUGGAUGAUUGGUUGAUCGUCUUGUGUUCGCUGCCUGAUGAAGGUUGCCGCAUUCCAACACGUAGUAGUGUGACAACCGAGGCCAACGGCCUCGGGCAUACAAAUAGAGACCGUUUGGUAACCGCUUGGCCUACAGCAGUAUUAAGGAAUCGCGGUCGCGGCCGCCUUAGAACGGCAUACUGUCGUGAUAGGCCUCGCUUAGCUUCCUCGUGUUUACAGUAGUAGUCUUCCUCUUGAACCAGUGUCAGGAACUCGUUAUGCCCACUUUUUGAAGUGUCUAAAGUGACGUCUAAAGUCGUAACUCGUGACUUCAAAAGUCGUCUUCAACCAGUGGAAGCAACUCGUAAUGUCCACUCUUCGCCGAUCUCUUCUGCGCCUUCAGGCCGCCGUUAUUCUGAUCCCAGCCAUCCUCGUUAUAGGACCACCAUUCGAUGUAAAACACCAGCUCGUUGCAGCGCAGGGCGGAGAUUCGUCCAGCGAGUCAGAUGGGGGAGGAGCGGGAGCAGGCAAUGACGGCUUCGCGGAAUUUUCGCCGCUUUCAUACACUUGUCCGCAGGAAAUGGCGUCUCGCCCUUACUCUGACAGCUUCGAUCCCUCCUCUUUACUAUCCGCCAAGUUCAUAUCCGUGGGUCGCCUCUACGAGCAGCUCAGCAAGGCUCGGCUGCACUUGGGGGAGGUGCUAUCUGUGGCGCUCCAUGCAGGUCGCACCCUCAUCCUGCCGUCCGUUGGCAACAGCCGGAUCGGCACUGUAGCAGAUUAUGCCUUCCCCUUCUGCACUUAUUUCGACCCGGGCAGCCUCGGGCAGUUUGUGCCGUGGGUCUCGGAGGAGUUUUUUUAUGGGCAGGUGGUGCCGGCGUGGCAGGCAGCAGGGCGAGGGGAGGGGAGUGUGGUGGCGCUGGUGCUGGGAGAUAAUAAGAUGAAGGCUUGUGACGUGUAGAGAGCGUCCUACGCUAAGGUCGGGCGCAACACCAACACGCCCGGCCUGCAGCCCAAUGCCGAGCUUCGUUCCAAUGCCUCUCUCCUCCUUAACCGCGCCCUCCUCUCUCCCGCCCUCUGCACCCGCACCUGCACCACUAAACGCCGAGCCAAGCCGCCCGGAGCCGAGGACCUGCUGGUAAAGGACAGAGAUGCUACAGUGCUGCCAGGGGAAGAGCCGAUGGUGGCCCUGGGAAGUAGGGGAGGCGAGGAAGAGGUGGAGGGGAAGAAAGGGAAGGAAGGGCGAGAAAUAGAAGGUAGCAAGGAAGAGACUAUUACUGGCGAAGAGCCCGAUCGGAAUGCUGACGUGGCGGUGGUGUUCAAGUCGUCGCCACUGAUGUGUCUCUCCCGGAUAGGCCGGCUGGCAUCAAAGGCACAGAGGGCCCUGGUGUACCCACCGCACCUGCACCUUGUAGCAGAUCACUUUAUAACGAAGAAUUUCCAAGCAGGUGGGGCGAUGAAUGGAAACGGGGGGGGCACAAAUGGUCAAGAAAGUCAAGGAAGUCAAGGAGGGGGCGCAUUGUUUCUGGCGGCGCACUGGCGGCUGGAGAAGGCGCUGAGGGCGGGAGUGAGGGCGCAGCAGCUGGCAGCGUGUGCG